GACUGUAGUUUUGUAAAGCCAUUAUGGCGGCAUACGUCAAUAGGCUACGGAAUAGUAUCAGGGCCUUCCUCAAGCACCAUUAUGGCCAUCUACACUACAAGCUAGGUCAAUUUAUGAGGACCCUCGCGGAACUCAAAGAGGACAACCCCGGAAUGCUGGCUAUUAUAAUGACGAUUCUCACGGUACUUGUUAUAAAUUUCCUAUUUAUCGCGUGGUUGGUGAGUAAAUUUAUUCCUCUCUGGCUUACUCUACUGCUACAGCUCGUUGCCCUAUGGGGCAUCGUCAAGUUUGUGGCAUUAACUGCGGUUUUCCCAGGCGGUAACUUCUUGUGGAGGCGGAGGAUCGAGGGUCUAUAUUGUGAACAAUUUGCUGAUCAGUGUACCUCCUACUUUGAUGACCUUCGGGCCUUCCUGGACAACCGGUGUUCUCGACCGGAGCAAGCUCAAGGCCCCCAAGCCGCAGUCUUCAUGGUCGAGGGUCUGCUGCGGAAUUAUGACGACCAGAGCAAGAUCCUAGGGGUGGUCCUUACAGAAAACCAGCGAGAGCUACGGGACUCACUCGAGGAGCUGCAUCACUGGAUGAAGGCGACUAAGCUCGACUUGGGCGGGCUGAAAAAGAUGUCCUUCCGAGAUUACAUGUGCCGUGGAGAGUUUUCCCACCAUUGGGUGCAGUUCGAUAAAUCCAAGCACAAGCUGGAAGUCCCAAUGAAGGCCCUUCUGGAAUGCGACAAGUUACUCGGGGAGGACGAGUCGAACGGUCUGGUUCAGAAUUUCCGCAACUUUUGUCGCCCUCAAAUCCUCGGCAGUCUGCAUCAUUUGAAGAGCGAGCUCAUCAACAGGUACGGCGCAAGAGCUUUCACUGUCGACCGCUUGGAUGGAGUCUACGUGCCGUCUUAUCGUCAACAGAGUCUUCCUGCUGACAACCCGGAGUCUGGAGGGUCCCUAUUGGAGACUAAGGUCAUCGUUUGGUGCAAUCCUAAUGCUGCUUACUACGAGUGUGCGGUAUACCAGUCGGAAUGGCUCGAAUUUUACCUUGGCCUUGGCUACGGUAUCAUCCUAUGGAACUAUAGGGGUUUUGGUGACUCCAAAGGUUUCUGCACGCCUGGGUGUCUGUACACCGACAGUGAGGCUAUCAUGCAGUGGGUGGCGGCUCAAGGGGCUAAGAGAGGCCAUGACUUUGUCCAGAGGGUUGGGGUCCAUGGGAGGUCUGUUGGAGGAGUAACGGCAUGUCAUCUGGGCAAAGUUUACGACCGUCCACGACCCGGCCUGAGACUGGACUUCGUCGUGGCCGACAGGACCUUUCGAACCCUCGAGGCUACCGCUCGGUCAACGGUGGGCCACUGGGCCGCAUUAGCGUUGCGUCUCACCGGGAUUGCUGCUGAUAACGUUGGCACCUUCCUCUCGAUCCGCAACACUCCGAAGAUCCUCAUGUGUGACCCCCAAGACACCAUUAUUCCCGAGGAUGCCAAUCUACGGACAGGCGCUGCGGCUAGGUUGGUGGCAUCAUUGGCCCUAGCCUAUCUCCCACGCUUCCUGUCCCUCAUCGGCGUCAUUGCAGACGGCGGGGAUGGCGAUAGCAGUAGUAUCGAGGAGCUCCUCUUCAUCCUCGGCUUAUCAAGGGAUGCCCAGGCCAGCAGCCUGGGCCCCCAUUCUCGGUCGGACAGCACAUCCUCAGAAGCUCCGGCCUCCCAUCCGCGGGUCGAGGUCCGUGCGAACGGUCGGUAUAUAGAGCUCCAGGAGCUCGGGGCGAGCGCUACUAGCAGCGAUGGGUCACCCGCAAGCGUCCGUUCCCACGGAGGGCCGGCGAUGGACGCUCCUGGCUCUCCUCAGCUGGUCGAGCAUGGCCGAUCUAUCGAGAUGUCCAGUGUCGAGCCUGUCGACACCCCAGCCCUCGAUACCUACUCAAUAGAAGAGCUCAUCACCAGCAUUGCGCCCUAUCUGGCUGACCUCAAGCGCUUGUUCGAUCUCAUACAGACCAAACUCGAGGCCGGAGGGCAGCCCCUAGCGGACGUCGGUACCAAGGACCUCCCCGACUACCGAGGCGUCUCAGUAGAGCACUGGCCGCUAACUGAGUGGAUCGACAAGAUGCAGGUGUGGGGUAGUGUGGUACCCAUUGAGGAGGAUGCGUUCACCUCAAGAUUCAGAGCUUGCCCUCAUUACCCCCGUGUGGCCCAAGAAUACGCUAAGGAGACAUCGCGGAUUAGCCAAGCCUUGUACGGCGACACUGGAGUUGACGCGAUGAGCAUCGACCCCUUCGCCCUCCUGCGGUGGCAUAGGCUGCAGUCGAACUUGUCCGUAUCCACAUUUGCCGACCACUUCUCGUACACACUGUCGAAGAUGCGGUCAGCAGUGGAAGCAGCUCAGAGUGCUUCGGGCCGCACCCCAGCCCCAGUGAUGGCGGCUCUGUGGGCAGCGGUGUCCAUUGACAACUUCCUGCGGGAGUUGAGGCACGGCUUUGAUCGUGAGAAGUGCUCUAACGUGACGGAUGCUGUGACCAGUCCUUCCGCUACUUCUUACACCAUGUGUUCCUGCGUCUGCUCGGACCCUGAGGUUGUCUUGUCUCCGGACCACCACAGCCUAGCAGUCUAUGAUUUCCCUAUGAAGACGGGCGAUUGCUGGUGUGUACAUGUCCACUGUGGACACAAUGAGGCAUUAUCCAAAGUUGAAGAGAGGGAGCUCAGGAUGCACAUAAGAUACGCCUUAUCGAUCACCGCCGCGGACGAUGAGCACCAGGCCGGGUCGGCUCUGGCGGAGUUCGCUCGCUACCAUCUCACCUUCCACAGCUUCCCCUCGGUAGACCCCUUAGCAGUGGACAGGGACAUGCGAGGUGUCAUAUCUAAAGUGGACACUAGAACGACGCCUGUGGGCAGCGCAGAGAUGUUGGCUGAACUGUAUGGAAAGGAGAUGCCUAGGACAGCAGUAGCGGCUGGACUCACUGAUGAUGGAGAUGAGUUCAUAUUGCCGUCAAUACUGUCAUUGCUGCUGAGCUUAUCUGGGGACCCCUGUGGGGUGGAGCGUUCCGUAGUGAAUCGAGUUACUCAGGAGCUACAACAUGAGCGUGCCGAGAAUGCUGCUCGCUACGACCACCUCGGGCGUCUGCGAGAAGGACUAGAGGGGAAGCGCAUGCUUGAAGCCAUUGUGAAGGCCAGUGUUGAGACCGGUUGGGAGCUGGCCAUGGCCGCCUGUGACUCCAGUUCUGAUGAGGAGCAUCUCGACAAGAGCAUAUCGACCCACUCUGGAGGGUCGACCCCUCCGCCCUUCGACCUGCCUGUCCUCGAUCCGCUUUGGGCGAGGGCUGGCGUGGUGCCUGUCGUCGAGGAGGAAUCCAUAAAGUGUGCGGAUGACCUCACUCGGGAAUGUUGGUCAUCCCUGCUCACUGUGGAGUCGACGGGCCAUCUUCCAGAAGAUCUCCUGGUUGCCAACGCCGACAUCAUAGCAGCCAUUGUCUCUUCGGACCACGGUCGUAGGCGCCCUCUCAUCGUUAGUGAACGCUUCGUAGUCGAAGAGGUCUUCACGGCAUGCUAUGCCCUGUGCACAUCCCCUGUAGAGGAGGGCUCCAUCGUUUGCCUCAAUACCCUAUUCUACAUCUCUGAAGGGGUCGUCAGUGUCCACGCAGCGAUCACUAGAGGGGAUCGUGUUGCUUGUGCCCACCUAUCCCCAAGGGCCCUCACAUCGGCAUUGGCCAGCGUCGCCAGGAUCAUGACCGACCUCCUGGCUCUGACUACAUUGGAGUACCUUCCUCCUCGGUACGACCAUCGUCGAUCCUUCUUGAGCGUCCAAGCUGAGGUCAACUCCCUCGUCCAGGAGUUCGUAGGAGGGUUGGAAGCGAUGGAGGAGGAGUACUCAGUCUCGGAGGUGGCGUGCAGUCUGGUGGCCAUCACAUGUGCUCUAAGGCGGCUAGCGAGACCUGUCAAUAGGGCGGCCCUUGCCCUCAGUGGUCAGGGCCUCCUGAUCACUUGCCUGUGGUACCGUCGCCGUGCGGGUUGCAAGGUCGCUGACAGGCUCUACCAGGCCUACACGGACCCGCUCCUUUCGGCUGCCCGAUCUCUGGCCUGCAAGGGCACGAUACUCGGUGACCAUCUAAACGGCACCAAGGAGAUGGUCACUGUCCUCGAGACCAUCGCAGCAGACCCUGGCCAUCCACUUCAAGUGAUCAUGACGAGAACUUUGAGCAUUCACUCCUCCGUGCCCACAGGGUGGGCCGUACAAGGCUACGAUGAUUGUGCGAAACUCAUGGGCCUUUCCAGCGAGACUAGACUUUUGCUAGAGCACCGCCUUGCCUCUCGGUCAGCUGGCAGUCACGCCGUUCGAGACCUCCUCAGUCGAGGAGGAGGCGACGAGCCGCCGUUGAACGCCAUUUUCAAGGCCUUACUGAUGGUGUGCAUGGCAUUCGACGAACAUGUCCAGGAAUGGCUAGGGGAUCCUGGCCCUCGAGGUCCCGUCUGGGCUUCCCGAUACCACGCCUGGGUGAAGCCGCAUGUGAUGGACGUUACUGGCGUUGACAUCGACAUUGACGCUCUCGGCGGUACCGGAGUGCGGCUGCCUACGCUAACCUCCCAGCAGGCCGCCGUUCUGACCCCUCUGGCCCUACAGUUCUACUCUAAAGUGUUUGAUGUGAUGAAAGCGCUGUAUGAGGCCCAGGCUUGCAUCGUGACCAAACCUCGAUGCCCUCACUCUGGUGUACUCAAACACCUCUUUGCCGUGCGAGCAGAGCUCCUUCAUUUCGUCCGAACCCUUGAGUGCUAUCUAAAGCAGUCGGUGAUCGAGCCAGAAUCGCGUCGCUUCGCCUCCCUAGCAGCCGACGUGGACAGCCUAGAGGCCCUCAGCCACCUACAUUUCCACGACUACCUACAUGGCAGACUGGCCCGGUCCUUGUUCAUGUCCCCUCGGACUGCGGUCGUUCGUGAUGCGCUGCUGGCAAUGCUCCUCGUGUGCAAGAGCUAUCGAGCUAUUGCGGAGAAGGCCGCGCACCUUUCCCCUCCUAGUGAGGGCCUCGAGCCUAUGGUUCAUACAGAUACCGACUCGGUCCAAGAAGGGACAUGCGACUCUGUCUCGUCGUUCGACGCGUCCGCGAUCCGAUACAACUGCUAUCAGAACUCACAGACCUACGCCGGAGCUUCAAAUCGAGCUGUCGUGGCCUCCUAA
Perkinsus marinus ATCC 50983 is the source of this 5144-nucleotide messenger RNA. RefSeq lists its product as hypothetical. Gene Ontology annotation, molecular function: palmitoyl-(protein) hydrolase activity; gamma-tubulin binding. The transcript has 28 exons. Gene Ontology annotation, cellular component: membrane. The record is from RefSeq and is a predicted model, not a curated record. Lineage: Eukaryota; Perkinsozoa; Perkinsida; Perkinsidae. Bases 24 to 5144 code for a protein of 1706 amino acids.